CCGUCAUCUAUGAGCAAUCCCCGCGAGGUGCCAGAAGCCUCUGAAAGGUUAUCUCACUCACUGUAGAUCAUUGCUCGGUGUAUCGGUGGCCAAGAUGCCAGCAGGGAACAAUGCAGUGUAUCUGCAUCUGCUCAAACAGCAUCAUGCUUCUCUAUGUGCCUCCUCAUCCCUCGCCGCUCCGCACUAUGCCCUCGCUGUGCAGUCCUUAAAUCGAUGCCCCGUUGCCAUGGACUCGAUCGAGGAGCUCGAUGCCCUGGAAGGCUUCUCUGCAGGAGUGCGAAGACGCCUGCACGAGAUGGUUGAAUCAGCUGGUGGUUUGGAAUCUGCUAAGAGGGCAAUCGAGGAGGAGCGCAUCAAGAAGCGCGGUAGAAGGAGCUUGGUGCAAGAUCUUGACGAGAUGGAGGCGCAGGAAGAGGAGAUUGCCAUUCAGGCCGACAUUGCUGGUCCUUCAAGACAGACUUCUAGCAAGCGGCAAGCGACCAUGGCAAGAGCCAAACCUCGAGCCUCAUCAGAGCAGGGCAUUUCUAGGACCACUUCAGCCUCAUCGUCAAGCAAGUCACGCAGAUCAGAAAGCACUGAAGGUGACGAAGGACGAGCAUCUACGACAACAGCUCAGAAGCAAGUGCAGAGUAGACACAAGAGUGCCUACAUGCCUGCUCCCCGUUCAGGGGCCUGGGGCAUCCUGAUCGCCAUGUACCUGCUCUCUAGCGAGGAAGGUAACGCCGGCGGGGCCAGCGAGACGAGCUACCACAGCAAGGAGUCUAUCAUCUCCAGAGGCCAGAAGUAUUGCCGGGCUUCGUACACCUACACCGUCUCUCGUAAAUCAGGUUCGAGUUCUGCUUCUGCUGGAGGAGCCAAAUAUCUGACGGCAUGGAGCGCGAUGAAGACUCUGCUCAACAGAGGCAUGGCAUGGCAGAAGGGCAGGCCUGCUACUUUUGGGCUCAGCGAGGAAGGCAGACAAGUAGCAAGGGAGAUUGCAGUGAAGGAAGGUAAGGAAGACGAAGAGGAAGUAUUCGAAGGCGGAUGGGGAAGGCAAGGAGCACAAGUAAUUGAGGCGGUCAGAGCGGACGAAAGUAGGAUCCCUUCUAUGACAGUCCCUAGAUCAGCGCUUCUUGAGCAGCUCGAAGUUCUGGAGACGAGCUCGCUGGUCACCACCGGAAAGCGCAAAGCGUCGGCCAAAAGAGCAGUUGCUCCCACCGACUCGGUACGAACGCCGGCGCAGACAGCUAGAAGCCGACAGCCCAGCAAGACCACUGCAUCAUCCGACGCCUCUGACGACGAGGCUCUCUUCAGCUCAGACAAGGAAGCGACGGAAAGCACUAGCAGUGGACCUCCUCCACCAAGGCCGCCUCUUGCAUCGCUAAGCAACCGGACUGUCAAGACUACCUUUGCACCACUCAAGCUACCUCCGAAAACCAAAGCCAACCCUAUCACUGCCCUGUACCUCCCCACGAAGGAGCGGCCAAGGGCCCAAAGUACGCUGAAGCUGCCACCACGCACCUACGAUGCUCAACCGCUGGCUCAGACCCGAGUGCCAUCGUCGUGUACGGAAGUGAUUGUCAUCGACGACUAGUGCAGAUUCUCACUUUCCAUGUCUUGGCUCUUAUACCCAAAUGUAUUUCAUUGUCGUUGUCAUUGUCGUUGUCACUCUUCGUCACUGCAAUGAUCAUUUCAAGUCGCGUCCCAGCUCGCGUCGCCUCC
Molecule: messenger RNA, 1701 nt
Organism: Microstroma glucosiphilum
Lineage: Eukaryota; Fungi; Basidiomycota; Exobasidiomycetes; Microstromatales; Microstromataceae
Exons: 1
Coding region: 95-1573 (492 amino acids)
Biological process (GO): double-strand break repair via break-induced replication; mitotic intra-S DNA damage checkpoint signaling; DNA catabolic process
Cellular component (GO): nucleus; Holliday junction resolvase complex
Molecular function (GO): crossover junction DNA endonuclease activity; 3'-flap endonuclease activity
Source: RefSeq, a predicted model, not a curated record